AUGCCUUCUGUUAAGAGCGCCCUCGCCUUUGUUCUAGGCCAAGCUCUUCUGGCUACUGCGAGCCCGGUAGAGGGUGAGGUUGUUCAGAAACGACAAUGCCCAGGAAUCCAUGUCUUUGGUGCCCGUGAAACCACAGUAGGUCCAGGCUAUGGCUCCUCCGCUACUGUUGUGAACUUGGUUAUCGCCGCCCAUCCAGGAACUACAUCUGAGGCGAUCACCUAUCCAGCUUGUGGUGGUCAGGCCUCUUGUGGUGGCAUUCAAUAUAAUGCAUCUGUUAUUGCCGGUAUCAACGCCGUAGCCACGGCAGUGAACAACUUCCACAACUCCUGCCCAGACACUCAGCUGGUGCUAGUUGGAUACUCACAGGGCGGCCAAAUCUUUGAUGACGCGUUUUGUGGAGGAGGCGACACCGGUGAGGGAUAUCCUAACACUGCUGUUCCGAUAUCCGCAGGAGCAGUCGCUGCUAUUAAGGCCGCCAUCUUUAUGGGAGAUCCUCGAAAUAUUCACGGACUUUCCUACAAUGUCGGAACCUGUACUGCUCAAGGUUUUGACCCCCGUCCAGCUGGCUUCGUUUGCCCCAGCGCGUCCAAAAUCCAGUCAUACUGUGAUGCCCCAGACCCGUACUGCUGCAACGGAAACGAUGCAAACACUCACCAAGGUUACGGCCAGGAGUAUGGCCAGCAAGCUCUCGCUUUCAUCAAUAGCAAGCUUUCCUCGGGUGGUUCUACUCCCCCUCCGUCCUCAACAGCCGGCACCUCUUCCACCAAAACUGGCAGCUCACCUGGCCCAACCCAGACCCAGUACGGACAGUGUGGUGGCAUCGGCUGGACUGGUCCUACACAAUGUGCUGCUGGCUUUACUUGUAAAGUCCUGAACUCGUACUACUCACAGUGCUUGUAA
Molecule: messenger RNA, 900 nt
Organism: Trichoderma aggressivum f. europaeum
Lineage: Eukaryota; Fungi; Ascomycota; Sordariomycetes; Hypocreales; Hypocreaceae
Product: CAZyme family CE5
Exons: 3
Coding region: 1-900 (299 amino acids)
Biological process (GO): carbohydrate metabolic process
Cellular component (GO): extracellular region
Molecular function (GO): hydrolase activity; cellulose binding
Source: RefSeq, a predicted model, not a curated record